Benincasa hispida (wax gourd) is the source of this 786-nucleotide messenger RNA. RefSeq lists its product as uncharacterized. Lineage: Eukaryota; Viridiplantae; Streptophyta; Magnoliopsida; Cucurbitales; Cucurbitaceae. The record is from RefSeq and is a predicted model, not a curated record.
AUAAAAUGACCCCAAAAAACACGGUUCUGUGUAUACUCCCAUUUGGCUCUGUAGCCUCAUACUCCUCCAUCCUCAUCAUCACAAUUUCACAAUUAUUUCUCUCUCUCUCUCUCUCUGUUUUUCAUUUUUAUCUUUUAGAUGACAUCAAAAUCAAAUAAUGGAUCCAAAUCCCAAGCUGAGUGUUGCAUGUGUGGAGAUUUUGGCUUCUCUUACGAGCUUUUUCACUGCAAAAUCUGCCAAUUCAGAUCCCAACACAGGUACUGUAGCAAUUUAUACCCCAAAGCCGAUUGCUACCGAAUAUGCAAUUGGUGUCUUGGUCAAAAGGAGGAAUCAAACCCCAAAUCACCAAAUUCUUCUUCCUCUAAUAAACCACAAAUCACCACACACCAAAUUCCCACUUUUCAAUCCCAACUAAACAAACUCAUCAAAAAACAGAGCUCCCCUGAAGUAAUUCUGCCCCCUCCCCCGCCUCCACCUCGCCGGAGACCCCUCCCCCUCGACGACAAACUCCGUCGGACUAGAUCGGAGGAGAUUUCCCACCGGACUGGGAUCAAACGGCCGGUCAUCUUUAGAAACAAGGUCAGAAGGUACAAACUUUUGGACGAGGUUUCCAGCUGAAAAUUUUCAAAUCAUUUGUGUUUUUGUUUUUAGGUUUACCAAAAAAUUUAAUGAAAUGGAACUUAAAGAGAAAUAAAGAGAGAACUGGAAUCCAAAUAGCUCAGUAAAUUAUGUUGAUAAUAGUGAUAUAAUAACAAUUAAAGAUUAAGAAAAAUACUUUUUGUGUGA